UCCGCCUCUGCGCUCCAACCGAGAGGCACCGACUGACUGAGUGGCUGCGUGGGGAGCCGGUGUGGGCGCAGCGGAGGACUUUCCUAUAAAAGCAGGGAUCCCACGUUCAGACGAGCUCGUCUCUCUCAGUCACCGCAGACAGGAGCCGCGAUUCCCCGCGAACACCUGCGUUAUUUCUCCCGCCACCGGUCGGAAAAUCAUCUCAGCCUCACCUAAAGGAAAUCUUAGUCUAUGGUUCUGACUGACGCUCCUACAAGGAUGUCCCGGACCGACGAGGUGCACCGUAUAACGGAGAAUGUCUACAAGUCCAUCAUGGAGCAGUUCAACCCCUGCUUGCGGAACUUCAUAGCCAUGGGAAAGAGCUACGAGAAGGCGCUCACCAGUGUCACAUAUGCUGCAAAGGGCUACUUCGACGCUCUGGUGCGGAUGGGCGAGAUGGCCAGCGAAAGUCAAGGCUCUAAGGAUCUUGGGGAGGUGCUCUUUCAGAUGGCUGAAGUGCACAGACAGAUCCAGAUCCAGCUUGAAGAGAUGCUGAAGUCUUUCCACAACGAGCUGCUCACAGAACUGGAGAAGAAGGUCGAGUUGGAUGCACGCUACCUGAAUGCUGCGCUGAAGAAGUACCAGAUGGAGCACAAGAGCAAAGGGGAGAGUUUGGAGAAGUGCCAGGCAGAGCUGAAGAAACUGCGCAGGAAGAGCCAGGGCAGCAAGCACCCCUCCAAAUAUGGAGACAAGGAGAUGCAGUAUGUAGAGGCCAUCAGCAAUAAACAGGGCGAGCUGGACAACUACAUCGCCGAGGGCUACAAGAACGCUCUGUCCGAGGAGAGGAGGAGGUACUGCUUCCUGGUGGACCGUCAGUGUGCCGUAGCCAAGAACAGCAGUGUCUACCACAACAAGGGGAAGGAGCUUUUAUCCCAGAAGAUCCCAGUGUGGCAGCAGGCAUGUGCCGAGCCCAACAAACUGCCAGAUCGUGCCAUGUUCCUCGCCCAGCAGAUGAGCGGUGCGGCGGGCGUCAUGGCUCCUGGUGCUCAUCAUCCAGGCAUGCCCAUCUCUGAGCCCAUCCCUGGUGCUAAACCCCUGCCGGUGCCUCCAGAACUGGCAGCCCUGAGGGCCAGUGGGGUCAUGGGACAGCAGAGGCUGAUGGGAGGUGUGGAAGGAGGGAUGCCGGUGAUGAACGGCACAGCCGGUGCUCACGGAGGAGAGGACUACCAACAGUGGAUGGAGGGCAAGGUGGCCCAGGGCAAGGCCUCACCGCAGACCCAGCGUCACGGAGGGGAGGUCUACUCCAACACCCUGCCUGUGCGCAAGGUCGCCCCAGCCAAGAGCAAGACCACACUGACAGAGACCCGUACACUGCCCCGGUCCAGCUCUAUGGCAGCGGGGCUGGAGAAAAAUGGUAGAACUCGAGUCCAGGCCAUCUUUUCCCACGCAGCCGGCGACAACAGCACCCUGCUCAGCUUCUCUGAGAGCGAUGUGAUAACCCUGCUGGUCCCAGAGGCCCGUGAUGGUUGGCACUAUGGAGAGAACGAGAAGACAAGGAUGCGUGGCUGGUUUCCCUUCUCCUACACCCGGGUGAUCUCUGACGGUGAUGGCAACUCCAUGAGGCAACUUCGAGUACACAACCUCCAUGGGAAGAGCAGCAGCACAGGCAACCUUCUAGAGAGAGAAGACAUGGCUCUCUCUGUCCCUGAUUACGGCAUGCAGUCCCGUAUGGCGGCACAGAGCGCUGCUGUGCUGCAUGGCAGACAACAACGCCCCUACAGCGUAGCAGUGCCAGGCUUCUCACAGCAAGGAGUUGAAGAAUACGAGCCCCGCUUCCCCACAAGCUCCUCCUCAUGCCCCCCAUGCACCAUGCAGCUCCAGUAGCGCUUCCACCUGCUAACUGCACCCACCCAAUCCCUAAUGAGCUCACCCUGCUUCAAACCCUCUCACUCACAGUUCAUUUGAUUAAAACCAACCAUCAUAUUGUGGGAAGUUCAGGCUCAGAUCAGGACAAACUUUUAUACAGUUGGAUUUAUUUCUCAUGUUAGAGGGUAGACGUGUUCUGCCUCUUCAUGUGUCCUGGUUGUGUUUGCUGCUGUUUCUUUUGAGCCAGCCCACCUGGAAGCCUCUUCCUCUCUUUGUCCACAGUUCCACAGAGGGCAAAUUGAUUUCGACAGUGUGAGGACAGACAGACAAACAGGCACAGACUCAGCCAGACGAUGCGAUAUGACAGGCACCUUGCUGCCCCUCAACCAACCCCUUCCCCCCCUCUUCCCUGCCUCCUUACCUCCCGCUUACGGCAAUAAACUCUCCUUGAGUCCAUCAAUGCAAGGAAGAGGCUUGGGUCUGUAUCUUUUCCCCCUCUCUGAUCUCCCCCUUCCUCCCCACCAAUCCUAACCUGUGCUGUCUAGCUGGCCGGUAGCCACGCCGUCCCACUGGUGAAGCCUUGGUGCAGAGCCAUGCCAAGCCAAACCAGAACAAACCGGACUCUUGUGCCAUCCGAAUAUUCAAAAUCAAUGUGAUGGACAUUUUCUCUGAGGAAAAAGUAUCUUUUGCUUGUCUUUCAUGCAUGUACAUUUCUUUUAUAUAUCGCUGGGGAUAAUAUCUCCCCACCAAAGGAACCUGAUUUUCACAAAUGUCAGUCCUCUCCAUCACAGUGACAAUGUAAAGGAUAUAUAAAUCAGGGUGUGAGAUUAAUGAUGUUGAUCCCAAAGAGGAUUUUCAAAAUGUAAAAAGAAAAACUACAUUACAAUCAAUACUUUUACUGGGUAUUUCAGUAUUUACCAAUAAUUUUACCUUUUCAUGCUGUGAGGUUUUGUAUUCCUCUGAGAUAAGAGGCCAUGUAUCACGAGUAGUGAACAGAUAAUGUAAAUGUUUUAACUUAUGGAAUGGAGACAUUGUGACAGGAAUGUUUACUGUACAUAAAUGUGCCAUACAGAAGUGCUUGUCAUACAGUAUCUAUGAUCAGUUCAUUAAAAAAAACGCACCUUAUGAAAGUAUUAGUCUAUAUUUCUGUAAACCAACUUACUGUAAAAGUUUUCCGUAUCAGCCUUUGAACUUGUUCUCCAACAUCUUUAUGGAGGGACACUGUGCUCAGACACACAAACCCAGGUGCUCGGGGUCCUUUCUAUUGUGGUGUGUGAAUAUGCCAUGCCAAGGCUGAAUGGGGUCAACUGUCCCUCGUCCCUGAAUGACAUGCAAGGCUCUGAGUUGGGUUUAGUGCUGAAACUAUUAUUAUUAUUAGUCUAAUAACUGUAUUAGACACAUAAUUGUGAAGUUAUUUACCAAGAAAAAAUUACAAAGAUGUGAGAAUUCGCUGCUUUUUUUAUUUUAUCAUAUUAAAGACUGAAUAUCUUUGGGUUUUGGAGGGUGGACUUUUGGUUGGACAAAAGAAUCUGAUGGAAAUAGGGUUGGGUGAUAUUUAAUCGCAAAUACUUGCCACUAGUCAGUGACGUCAUAGGGAGUUUGGAAACACAUUUGUAUAAUUUGCCUGAAAAGUAGAUCAUGGACGCCUUAGAUCUCGAUCUAAAUUCAUGUGAUUGCCCACCCCUAAUUGGAAGACAUCACGUUUGCAUGUGGACUUUUUUUUUGCAUUUUACAGACUAAAUAAUCGAUUUUUGGAGAAAGAAUUAAUAGUUGCAACCAUAGAUAGGUUAACCAUCGUUCAUGCAUGAAAGAAAAGACAACUGGUACUGCUGUUUGGCUCAGUGCACAUCAACAUUGCUCCUCAUUUGCAACCAUUUCAAAUCUUUUUCUACGUUCAGACAUAUUAUAGUGCCUCUUUACUGUGAGUUAAGUGACUAACAUGAAUAAUAUAUUUUUAUGGCAAUUUAAGACUAUUGGCAAUAAUGGAUAUGCUGAUGAACUUCUGGAUCCAGAGAUUCAAAUGAGGCAUCAGCAGUACUGCGAUAACGAAACAGGGUCAUUGGCUCCAAAACGGUGUUUACACUGUGCCACAUUUAUCCAGCAUACAGAUUCAUGGCACAGCCUCUCUGUAGCCUCGAAGGGGAGAGGAGUUCAUUUGAUGUUGAAACCUCAUUCAGCCUUCUUGUACUGUUGUCUCUGCAAUUAAAGGCGUGAUUUUAAAAAAACUCAGUGAGUAAAAAGCAUCAUGUUUUGAAGAUAAAAGAACUGUUUGUCCUAUUCUCUCUGUGCUAAAUAAAGACGCUGGUCUGCUUGUCUGUAUGUCGGUCCAGUUAGUGCCUGUCUUUACUAACCACUGUCUGGAUGUCGACAUCUGAUGUCCACCAACUGGCCCACUCGGAAUUGGUCUUUCUCAUAUUGUUGGCUUCUAAAUCUUGUGAGGUCUUUUACAAAAAUCUCAUCCAAGUACUGUCUUUACCAAAGAGAGAAGGUGAAAAUGUAAACUGUGCACCUCUUCCAUGUCUCGCACUCUGCAGAAAAAUGUCUGUCUUAACAAAUAUUUAAUGUGGUCGAGUGUUUAAAGAUUCUUAAAAUAUUUUUUUUUCUCCAAAUUUAGUGAAAAAAGUGAGGCAGGUGCCACUUUUCUGCGUCGUGGUUUUCACUUCUCUAAAAAAUAUUUCAAGACUUAAUUGGACACUUGAGUCAAGAUGGACUUUUUUGCAUUGUAGAAAUGUUUCCCUUGCUGCACAUGUCUGCUGUCUCUUUGCUCUCUUCUCCAUCUGUCUGUAACCUAACACUCGUCUCCCCCCUCAGCUUUGCCAACCCCCCUUUUUUUUCCAUCUCUGUUUUGAUGAAUUUAGAGACAAAAGUCGAGUGCAAACGACUGGAAGCUGCCAGUGUUUCUUCUUUCUCCACUAAAAUAAGACCAAGGUAUGACUGCCAUUGCUGCAGAGAUAGCACACCAACCACCUGUGGCCGAACAACUCCUUCAUCAAGUGAUGCGCUUUUAUUUUAAAGGAGGUUUUGUUGUUUAAAAAACAAAAACAUCUCAAUAUUGUACAGAGAAUCUGUGGACAUGCAUGCUUUGGGGGCACCAAAAAGUGUAACAUUGAUGACCUCAAAUGUAUGGUGAAUUUCUACUCUAAAAAGUGUGAAAUAAAUUUAUUCAGCUGGA
This is a messenger RNA of Dicentrarchus labrax (European seabass), 5017 nucleotides long. It is a transcript of the gene baiap2b, whose product is annotated as BAR/IMD domain containing adaptor protein 2b. The transcript is spliced from 14 exons. Gene Ontology annotation, biological process: actin filament bundle assembly; plasma membrane organization; positive regulation of actin filament polymerization. Gene Ontology annotation, molecular function: protein binding; cytoskeletal adaptor activity. The record is from RefSeq and is a predicted model, not a curated record. NCBI's taxonomy places the organism in Eukaryota, Metazoa, Chordata, Actinopteri, Moronidae. Bases 232 to 1863 code for a protein of 543 amino acids. Gene Ontology annotation, cellular component: cytosol; nucleoplasm.